UAAAGUGUAGUGAGCGGUGGCGAGAUGCUGCGAGUGUAGAGUGUUUGUACACAGAGCGGGCGCGCACACAUACGCACGCACACACAUACACACACACAUACACACACACACACACACAUAGCCAGCGGCAGCCAUGGCUUCGGGACCCUGCCUCUGGUUCUUACUGUGGAAUAUCUUCUGCGGAUCGCACUGCAUCUACUUGCCACCAAACGAAGUCAAUCUGCUGGAUACGGCAUCAAUACAGGGAGAUUGGGGGUGGCUGGUGCAUCCUCACAAUGGGUGGGAUGCCAUCAGUGAGAUGGACGAGUUCUUCACUCCGAUCCACACCUACCAAGUCUGCAACGUCAUGUCCCCAAACCAAAACAACUGGCUGAGGACUAAUUGGCUCCAGCGGAACGGGGCACAUCGAAUGUACAUCGAAGUUAAGUUCACCCUCCGAGACUGCAACAGCAUGCCGGGCGUGGUGGGGACUUGCAAAGAGACCUUCAACCUGUAUUACUUUGAGUCAGACAGAGAUAUUGGCCCCAAUGUCUUGGAGAACCAGUUUGUCAAGAUCGACACAGUGGCGGCUGAUGAAAGCUUCACCAGUGUCGACCUGGGAGUGCGGAAGCUGAAGUUAAACACUGAGGUCCGCGGGGUGGGCCCACUCAACAAAAAGGGAAUCUACCUGGCCUUCCAAGACAUCGGAGCUUGCAUCGCCAUAGUGUCAGUGAGGGUCUACUAUAAGAAAUGCCCGGCCAUGAUUCGGAACUUGGCCGUCUUUCCGGAUGCAGUGACUGGCGCGGACUCCUCGUCCCUGGUUGAAGUUCAAGGUCAGUGUGUGGACCACAGUGAAGAGAGAGAUACACCCAAGAUGUAUUGCAGCGCAGAGGGAGAGUGGCUCGUUCCCAUCGGGAAAUGCGUCUGCAGUGCCGGCUACGAGGAGCAAAGAGACAGUUGCCAAGCUUGCGAGCCUGGAUUCUUCAAGCCAAUCUCGGGCGACCAGCUCUGCGCAAGGUGUCCUCUUCACAGCCACUCGGAUGUGAUGGGUGCUCUCUUCUUCUGCCAGUGUGAUCUCAACUAUUACCGAUCAUCUUCCGACCUUCCCUCAGCACCUUGUACCAGACCACCUUCUGCUCCAGUGAGUGCUCUGUCUAGUGUGAACGGGACCUCGGUAUAUUUGGAGUGGAUCCGACCCGCCAACAGCGGAGGAAGGUUUGACAUCCGAUACAACGUCCUCUGCAGGAAGUGCGCAUGGAAGUCGAGUCAGUGCGAAGCGUGUGGAAAUCGGAUACGGUUCAGCCCGAAGCAGAUGGGGUUGACGGAGCCCGCCAUCAAUAUAGUCAACCUCUUGGCCCACACCAACUAUACACUGCAGGUCGAGGCAGUGAAUGGCGUCUCUGAUCUCAGCUUCGAGCCACGGCAGUUCAUUUCGCUUAAUGUCACCACUAACCAGGCAGCCCCAUCACAGAUCUUGGUUGUCAAGCAGGAAAACGCCAGUCAGAACAGCGUGACCUUGAUGUGGCACGAACCUGAUCACCCCAAUGGCAUUAUACUGGAGUAUGAGAUCAAGUACUUUGAGAAGGGUAAGGAACAGCAGAGUUACUCCACACUGAAAGCCAGGGGGACAAGUGUGACUGUCUCCAACCUGAAACCUGGAACCCGUUAUGUAUUUCAGGUGCGAGCGCGAACAUCAGCUGGGUGCGGCCGUUUCAGUCAGACUGUAGAGAUUGAAACUGGGAAAAUAGUCUCCCUUCGAUAUGACACCACCACAAUAAUCUGGAUCUGCUUUGCUUUGGUGAUGGGGCUUAUCGUUCUCCUUGCAAUGUUUAUCUGCAAGAAAAGAAGGUGUGGGUACAGUAAAGCAUUCCAGGAUCCCGAUGAGGAAAAGAUGUAUUACCAAAAUGGACACCUCAGAUUCCCAGACCCAAAGAUAUAUGUUGACCCUCACACCUACGAAGACCCAGGACAAGCCGUUCGAGAAUUUGCCCGAGAAAUAGAGGCAUCACGAAUAAAGAUCGAGAAAGUGAUUGGCUCGGGUGAAUUUGGUGAAGUAUGUUACGGUCGUCUGAAGUUGCCGGCCAAACGAGAGAUCCCCGUGGCUUUGAAAACUCUCAAAGUAGGAUACUCCGAGAAGCAGAGGCGCGACUUCCUGAGUGAGGCCAGCAUCAUGGGGCAAUUUGACCAUCCCAACAUCAUCCGUCUGGAGGGAGUUGUUACACGAAACAAACCAGUGAUGAUUGUUACAGACUACAUGGAAAAUGGGUCCUUGGAUUCAUUUUUGAGGAGACACGACGGACAGUUCACUGUGAUCCAGCUGGUCGGGAUGCUGCGCGGCAUUGCUGCGGGAAUGAAGUAUCUCUCGGACUUGGGAUACAUCCACCGGGAUCUCGCGGCUCGAAACAUCUUGGUGAACAGCAACCUGGUGUGCAAAGUGUCGGACUUUGGCCUGUCCCGGAUUUUGGAAGAUGACCCCGACGCAGCUUACACCACCACUGGCGGAAAGAUUCCGAUCCGCUGGACAGCGCCCGAGGCCAUUACGUAUCGCAAGUUCUCCUCAGCCAGCGACGUCUGGAGCUACGGGGUUGUCAUGUGGGAGGUCACAUCAUACGGAGAGAGGCCCUACUGGAACAUGACCAACCGAGAUGUCAUUAAGUCGGUGGAAGAGGGUUAUCGUCUUCCAGCCCCCAUGGGCUGCCCGGCAGCUCUUCACCAGUUAAUGCUGGACUGUUGGCAGAAGGAUCGCAACGAGAGACCCAAGUUCCACCAAAUCGUCAGCGUGUUGGAUAAGCUCAUUCGAAACCCGACCAACCUUAGGAUUUUCGAUACCACGAGCAGAAUGACCAGCCCGCUUUUGAACAGAAAUAUCCCCAACUUUGCGUCCUUUGCCUCGGUGGAUGAAUGGCUGGAUGUCAUUAAAAUGGGCCGUUACAAAGACAAUUUUGCAGUCGCGGGGUAUUUGUCACUGGGUCUGGUGAUGAGAAUGAACACGGAGGAUGUCCGAAGACUUGGAAUAACAUUAAUGGGACAUCAGAAGAAGAUUCUCAGCAGCAUCCAGAUCAUGAGGACACAACUGAUGUGUGCAAAUGGACCUGGUAUACACGUAUAGCCACAAAUAUGUCAUUACAGAAUGUACAGUAACUCAAGACUAAUGGCACAAUGGAAAUCAAAAUGGCUGCACAUCAAACUGUUGCAAUCUUGCCUUUAAUACAAAAGAUAAAGGAUUUACAAAAGCAAAAGAUGGGUCCUGCCUCCCUCCUGACAGAACAUCUUGGAAAUCCUACCAUCAUUACCAAUCAUGUUAUAAAGAUCUUCCUUCACGUAGGUGGGUUUCUCUAGAGCCAAACCAUGCCUGGAUGAGUUCAUGGCCUGUCUCUUCUUUGCUGCAUGAAACUGAGCCAGAGAUAACCAGGCAUGGGCGAGCGUGGACGUAGAACUGGACAAAGUAAGUACUUUGUUGGAACAUCGGUAAGGAAGAGACGAUCUUGCAUUGAGAAAGUGGUCUACAGCGAAUGCCCGAUUAACACUGCCAGCCACUGUGGAAGUGCCACAGGGUGGCUCUGUCACUUCCCAUGGAUCGAACUCAAUUUCAAGGAUGGUGCCCACCUUUUUUGUAAAGUUCUGCAGCAAAGCUCCAUUUUAACGUGCAACAUUGCCAAGGAUGUUAGGACAUGAGGAGUUGGGCCAAAGGUUUAAAAAUGGUCAACUUACAAAAAAAAAAAAAAGAUUUUCUUGUUUAUUAUCCACUGAAUGAAAGUUUGAACUGUGCAGAUCAUUUACUGUUUGUUCUUUUGCCUGGUGUUGCAGUUUUAAGGUUUGCGAUUCUGGCAGGAAACAGUUUGACCUGCUCAGAAAUCAGGAUCAGGAUCUGAGGAAGUAUAUCAGGCCUGUCCAUCUUAUCAGUAAAUCAUAUGUAUUACAUUGUAUCCGUCUAUAAAUUGCAGCCUCACCUCCAAAUAAAAUAACUACACUCUUCUAGACUCCAGAAGACACAAGGUUAGGCUUAAUGGUGUAAAAGUCUACUCUGUGCUUGACAGGUUUCAGCUCCUCUGAAUCAGUGCUCCAGAAUCAAAUUCCACAGAGUUUAUCCUAAAUGAUCUCUGGGCCUUGCGAGGAACCGUGCUCGUUACACCGCGUAUUUGCCCAGUCAUCUGCAGAGGUGCUGAGACUGAAUGGAAUUAUCAGGAGCGUUACAGAGUUUGAUAGUUUCAGACCUUUUCCACUGUAAAGGGGUUGUCGUUACUUCAGCGAGUUUAAUUCCGGCCUUUCAAACUGAUUGACAAAAUAAGCUCACGGACCACCCAGUUCAUCACUGAUGUCCAAGUACUUUCAGUAAGUAGCCAAUGUGUCAAAGGUAGACAAGGAUGCUGGAGAAACUCAGCGGGUGAGGCAGCAACUAUGGAGUUGAAGGAAUAAGUGACGUUUCAGGUCAAAACCCUUCUUUAGCCAAUGUGUCAAAGUAAUUCUGAGAAGUAUGUAAUUCUAACCUCAAACCUUCUCUGAAAUUUGACAUAUAGAAUACAAUAUUGGAAGCUGAGCAGUGGAUUUUGAGUUUCAAAAGAAACUUUAAGGUUUUGUAAUGUUAAACCUGCAAGCAAGGAGUAAUACCGAGAGGAAGAGGCAUAUUUAUUGGGUAUAUUGACUCAAAUGUUCGACGGAGACAUGUCUUUAUCUAAAUUUUAUUCUUCAUAUGAUGGAGUUAAUUUAGGUUUGCUGAACAGAAAGGAUAUUAGAUUUGUAAUUUAUAUGAUCCUGGCUUGUAAAAUGCUAUAUGAAUUUGAAAGAAAGGCAUGGCCCAGUGGUAUAAUUCCCCUCUUCCAAGGCCUAUGCUGGAACGUGAUGCUUUGAGAGAUUCCUAGAGCAAUGGAAAAAGGUCUUAUAUGAAUUACAAUAUUCACUUCAAGCUCAUUACACAUACCUCACAACGACAUGGACCUUUCAAUAGUUGCUAUUGUAAAGUAGAAUUUGCGAAAUGUAAAAGAAAACUUCUGACCAGCAGGCAGAGAGGGGCAUUGUUACCAUUGCACACAUGUAUUUCUUCAGGUUGUGUUAUACCCUGCAGUUAUUUAACAGUUAUUUCUCUACAAUGCAUCUAACCACAAGAGUGAAUAAAUUUGUAAAAUAUGGACUUUUAAGUAGAAUACUAUAAUCUAAUGAGUACAUUUUAUGAACUGUUUGAAACUUGAUAACAACACUUGGUAAAUGUGUUGCUUCUCCAUUAAUAUCUUGACCUGACAACGUGCUGCGAGGUUAAGGUUGUUAGUCGGCAUACAGGCUGCGCUGUGUUUAUACUUCCAUGCCUCGCUGCCCAUUUUCAUCAAUCUCUUCAUUUCAUAGUGCCCUGAGAGAAAAUUGAAAAAUGAUAAAGUUUCUGAUUAUCCCAGAUCUCAUUUUCUCCGAGAACUAUAUUUUCAUAGACAGAACCUCGGUCAAACAAGGAACUGACUCAGUUUAAGGAGACAUCUUCCAAGUGUCAACCUCCAGUGUUCCAUGAUCAGUGGGAUCCCGAUGGGCAAUUUAUGCUCAGUCACUCUCAGUUCUGAAGACUUGGAUUGAUAUGCCAGUCUCUGUGAGUCAUUCAACGUUCUGUGGAGUUUUGCUGUGGAGUUCAUGGUCUGUACUGGAGAUUUCUAACCAACUUCUAAAGACCUCUCUGGAAUCGCAGUGGUCGCUGCUGACUGCCCAGGUUCUAGCCCCUGACCCACUUAGGACACCUGAAUGGAAAUCUCUGGAGACUUUGCGCCCCACCCAAGGUUUCAGGUGGUUGCCGGAGGUUGCAGGUAGUGGAAGCAGGUAGGGAGACUGACAAAAACCUCCGAGAACCGCACGGAAAUCUUGGGUGGGGCGCAAAGUCUCCAGAGGUUUCCGUUCAGGUUUCCUAAGUGGGACAGGGGCAUAAGGGUGUUUUGCUGGAGUUCCAAACUAAGAAAGGGUCUUAGAUGUAAUUAAUGUUAGUGAUAUUAUUCUCUCUGUUUUCUAUAGAUAUUUGAAACCACAAAUGCUCCUUUUGGAGAUUGUAGAGAUUGCUUCAAUUGAUAUCAAUAUAUUAUGUGACAAUAUAAGGCAAUAAUUAGUAUAAAUAAAAUGCUGAUCGCCAGUGGGUCCAUAUGAACAGUGACGUUAGCUUGGGAUGCUGCAAGCCCCAUACUUUAUACAUUUUCUCCAUCCCCAUUUCCAGCAGAAUAUAAUCAGAAAAUGCUGAAAUUAUUCAGCAGGUCAGGCAGCAACUGUGGAUAAUAAACUUCCCGGAUUCAGAACCUUCUUUCGGAUCUGGAAAGGGAGAAAAUUAAUGAAUGUUCAGUUGUCGAGAAAGUUAGGGACAGAUGGAUUGGUCACAAGGAAUAUCAUUGACAGAAUGAGACCUAAUGAGUUAAUGCGGCAGUUAAGUGGCAGAUUAGGCGUCUUUGCCUGCGUAUUGUUGCUAAUGAUAAAACCGUGGGACAUGGCCAGACAAAUCAAAAUGGGAAGAAAGAAUAAAUCCAAUUUUGGGUAACUUGCUCCUUCUCUUUCUAGAACUAGCCAUCUCUGCGUGUCAGUGCUUAUCUCUGCUUUUUCUCUCUCUAAUAGUAUAGUGUUGCCUGCAGAGCAUGUCACUCAGUCUUACCAUUGGCAACACAUUGCAAAAUGAGGCUUGAUAUGAUCAUAACCUCCAAUUCAGUCAUGUGGUCUCACCCGAUCAAAAACACUGUGUUUGUUCUACCUACAGUAUCUCUCCCCGAACAUCUCAGCCACUGAAAACUCAUUUGUUUUCUCUCUUCACUGUUUCUGCAGAAGGAUCGCAAACCCAAACUGUUAUCAGUUUCUCUUACCGCAGAUGCCAUCUGACCCACUGAGUGUUUCCAGCAUUUUCUAUUUUUAUUUUCAUUUUGGAUUUGCAGCAUCAGCAGUUUUGUUGUGAUCCACAUCUCUCACUGUCCAUGAUGUGUACUCACCUCCAGGUCCCCUUGGUAUUGCACCUAAAUCAAAUAGGGGGGGGGGGGGAUAAUGAGCAUUGCUAUCCUGCCCUGAGUUAUUACAGCAUAAUAAUGGGCUAAGAAUUCAGAAAUUCACCUCAGCUAAGGCAGGUCAUUAAAAGUGACAGGAGGUUACACACCAUAUGAUAGAGUGGCUAGUGCUUGAAUAGUGGCAGUGGAGAGGAUGUUUCCACUAGUGGAAGAGUCUUGGACUAGAGUUUGUUGCCUCAGAAUUAAAGGACGUUCUUUUAGGAAGGAGAUGAGGAGGAAUUUCUUUAGUCAGAGGAUGGUGAAUCUGUGGAAUUCUUUGCCACAGAAAGGCUGUGGAGGCCAAGUCAGUGGGUAUAUUUAGGGCAGAGAUAGAUAGAUUCUUCAUUAGUACGGGAUACAGGGGUUACGGAGAGAAGGCAGGAGAAUAGGGUUUGGAGGGAGAGAUAGAUCAGCUUUGAUUGAAUGGUGUAGACUUGAUGGGCCGAAUGGCCUCAUUCUGCUAUCACAUGAUCUUACAAUACUAGCAGGCUAACUUAUUUUGCACAUUUGCCUCAUACUUCUCUCUCUUCCACUUUGGCUGAAUAAAUAAUCCAAUAUGGAGUGCAAUUUAAUUGGCAUAGCCCUUCCUCUGAAUCAGCGGGGGAGAGUCGUUUCUGAGAAGUCUGUUAAGUAUUUAUUUGCCAGUGGUUGUGGUUUCAAACCCCUUGGUUGUGGGAUGCUAAACGGUUAAACGACUUCUGUUUUUAUCAAAUUAUACGUUUAUUGACGCGGAGGAGUGCUAUUAAUAUUCUGCUUAUUAAGAUUCACAGCAGCAAUGGAUAGACUAUCAUGCUGAACAGCUUCAAAUAACAUAUGCUUUAAAAAGUUGGAUCCAACAGGGAUCUAAUUGAGUUUUGAUGUUGAAUAAACUUGACAGCUAGGGUCACCCCACAGCUCAAGUUCAUGAAAAUCUCAGUAUUUUCUACAAACUCUGAAGUUAAACAUUUCUUAUUGGAUUUGUGGUUUCCAUGAAUAUGUUACACUGCGUCCUGCAUUGUAUGAAAACGCCAAACUGAGUGUGUGUGUGACAUGUUACUCAUCCAAAUUGAAUUUUAUUCAAUUAAUGCAAGACAUACAAAUGGCUGCUGACCCAGACUGAAUGGCCACUUCAUAACACUGUGGAAACAAAGUGUCACAUAGCAUUCAACACUAAACCUGAGCAUAACCAUCAACAUCCAAUGUUAAUAUUGGGCAUGCUGAUGACAGCUCUUGGCUCAGAAUUUGAUUUUUUUUAAAAACAAUUUCAUUGAAAUUGGUCAUUGAAUGGCGUGGGACCAUCAGGCUGAUCCACAGUGACCAGAGAAUGGGGGGGGAAAUCCUUUGUUAACUUACUUAUUUCAAUUGAAAUAGGAAGCACUGGAUACACUCAGCAGGCCAGACAAACUCUGCAGAGAGAGAGAGGGAGUUAAUGGGUUCAGACGAUGACUAUUCAAAGUCUUCCAUUCUUUAAGAAAGAACUGCAGAUGCUGGAGAAAUUGAAGGUGGACAAAAAUGCUGGAGAAACUCAGAGGGUGAGGCAGCAUCUAGGGAGCGAAGGAAUAGGUAACGUUUCGGGUCGAGUCCCUUCUUCAGACCUUCUUCAGUCUGAAGAAAGGUCUUCCAUUGAAUUGACUACCAUAUUUGAAUCCUUUAACAAUCAUGGAGCACAUUAAUUCCACAAAUGGUGUUAGGAUACCCAUUCCAAAUAAUAAUAUAAAACGGUGGAAAUGUUGGAUUGUUGCAAGGGAGCAGAUUGUUACAUGGAGUAAAAUUUGAGUUUAAGUAUUUUGUUUUUUUCUUUUUCUUCUCUCCUAGCUUUUUAUUUCCAUUGUAGUUGGUUGGGACAGGGAUUUUAAAAAAAAGCCGUGAUUUGGUGUCACAUAUUAUUCAAUAUCUCACAAAAUCCAGACAGCCCAGGUAGAGAAGUUAAUUCUGGUCACACAUACUGUGUACCUCAUAUUUCGCUCGGGCAACUUACAACCCAGCGGUAUGAAUAUUGAUUUCUCUAAUUUCAAGUAGUGUUAUGGCCCAAAUAUGCUCAAACAGACAGAAACGCAAAUAAAAUCAAUGAUCAGUGAUACCUUUAUUUCGCUGGGGGUGUGUGGUAAAACUCUUAACAGUAUGCAGAUUACAGACUAUACAGAGUUCUCAUCCCCACACAAAGGGGCAGUGAUCUAAUGACAUCUAUAUACUCCAAUAACCAACGAUUCAGCAAUACCUUAUCUGCAGAUCAUAGCACAGCCUCUUGCUUCUUAAGAUUGACAGAUCCUUAAGAUUGACAGCAUAAGAAGAUUGACAGGUUCUUCUGACAGAGGAAGGGUUAGCCAUAUAUGGUUAUAUGAGAAGGUUAUAUUUCUGCAGAAGCAUUUUGUUUUUUUCUACAUAUGACGCACAAUAUAAUCUUAUAGUCUGAAUUCUCUCUCAAUGUUUACAUUGUAGAGGAGACAUUCGUGAAGCUGAGCUUAUUAUCUCGCUUAUGUUAUUGGAAAGGGAACAUCAACAGUGGGCUAGCUUUGUUAGUGUACUGAAAGCAAAGCUUAGUGCAUUUUUGAACGCUUUGCAAUUUAAUAGAAGACGGUGAAAGCCUAUCUUAGUUUCUUCGGAAUCCAUUUUGUAUUUUUAAAUCAUUAUUAACUUCCAUAGUAGCCCUUGCAUUAUCUCUCUCUCCGACCCUCCCCCACCCUGGUCAUCUUGCUAAUUUUGCUGUGUGUAUCCCUUCAUUAACACCUCUUCCACAGUGGCAUCAGUGCCGGCUGUGAUUUGUCCUGUACCUUUCACACCUCUAGUUUCCCUCUCUUCUGACUCUCAGCCUGAAGAAGGGUCUCGACCUAAAACGUCACCUACUCUUUUCCCCAGAGAUGCUCGACCCGCUGAGUUACUCCAGCAUUUUGUGUCUGUCUUACCGUAAAUCAAUGUCAGCCUGUCAACCAUGUUACAUUCUCCACUGCCAACAUGCCACCAUUUUCAACCCAACACCCACUCUCCUGAAGGCUGGUGAAUUGAUCAAAACUUUGUGUUCCAUUGGUUCAGGGUGGCAUUUUUUACUUCACCAGUCUCCUCAUUUCAUUUCCCGACCCUCCUGACUGGAUUAUUGCGUUGUGAUAGUUAUACUACUUUUAAUUGCUAUGCGAGCAGAAUCUGUUUCUCAUUCAAAAACCAGAUUUGCAUGUGUAAAGGCAAUUAGCAGCAAUGUGUAGUAUACACAGUCUCAUGGGUAAUAAGGUUUUACAGCAAUUAUAACUCUAUGAUAAAAAAGAUAGUGGGAGUGAAAAUGUCACCCAAUGUAUAGCCUGCAUGACUUAAUUAAUACCUAUUUCGUACAUUUUAUUAGACAUUGUGUAUUAACUGAAGACAGUUUGGUCACUGAGCAGUGAAGCCCUUGCAGUUAAUAAAUUAUAAAAUGAAUACAGACAGAGGGAUAACAUCUGUUUGAUGAUUCUCUCCACAGAAGUAACUGAAGCACCUAAUCUUUUCUUUAGUUUUAGUUUGUAGUUUUGUUUAGAGAUUCAGUCCGGCCCACUCAGUCCGCGCCAACCAGCGAUCCCCACACACUACGUAUGUCUUUGGAGUGUGGGGGGGGAAACCAGAGAUCCCGGAGAAAACCCACGCAGGUCACGGUGAGAACAUGCAAAUUCCAUACAGACGGCACCCAUAGGCAGGAUCGAACCUGGGUCCUCCGCACUGUAAGGCAGCAACUCUACCACCGUGCCACCCAGACAUCACAAAGACAUGGACAGUUUUUGUAUAAAUGCAUGCUCUUCACUUUUUCUUACAUAAAGCUCAACAAGCUCUUAGUCUUAUUAAGUGAAGCUAAUUAUAUUCUAUACUGGAGGGGUUACAAUUGACCGAUUAUGUUAAUUAUAAUUUGCUUUGGAAUUUUUGCUAUGCAUAGAAUAGCAAGGACUGAGCAAUAAGUAAUGCAAUAAAACAGACCUUUGUGAAUAAUGGAUACAAUGAGGAUUCAGAGGGUUUAUUUGGUUGACCUUUCUCCAAGUCCUCUUGAAAGAUUUGGUGCUAUUGCACUGUGCUUCCUUCUGCUGGCAUCAUGCAUUGAGAUGCGGUGGCUUAAGUACCAAGGAGAAGAAGGAUACUGAAAUGUCAUUAGCUUUUCCGAUGAGAGGGAGCUUGUCCAGACACAACUCCUUUUUAUGGCACACAUAUUUUUUAAGUGGAUCUUUUAAAAUCCCCUUUAAGGGGGGAAAUGAGAGAGGCUCAACUCUCGUCAUAGAGUGAUACAGCGUGGAAACAGGCCUAACUUGCCCACACCAGCCAUCAUAUCCCAGCUACACUAACCCCACCUGCCUGCAUUUGGUCUAUUUCUCUCCGAACCUGUCCUAUCCAUUACCUACCUAUAACUGUUUGUUAAACAUUGGUAUCAUCCCAGCCUCAACUACUCCCUCUGGCAGCUUGUUCCAUACACCCACCACACUUUGUGUGUAAGCAGGGACAAUGUUUGAAGCGUUAAUCAAUUUUUUGCCAAGGCUGAUUGAUAGCUACGAGGAUGAAAUGUUCUCUCUUGAAAUGGAAUGGUAUGUGGUGCUAAUGAGGCAUUGUCUGUCCGUAACAAAAUUCGAUGUGGGCUAAGGAUUACAGCAGGUAUUUAGUGACCUUUAUAGACUUUAUAGACAGCUGGCAUUGUUCCUCAGUAUAGAUCUAUAAAUCUUAAUAGUGCUUUGUCUGUAGUCAAUAGACACUGAUCGCAAAAUGACGGGAAGGCACUCAACAAUUUUAAAAGGCUGUUCAUCAAGUGCAGUCAGUCAAAAAAUACUAGUUUUAAAAGUGGGGAAAGAGUUUGCCAACUGAUUACAAUAGGGAAUGAUGCAAUGUGUUGGGACUGUAUAACACAGCUACUGAGUAAAGCUCAAUGCUGUAGUUUCAUGUUUGCAUCUGAUCUAUUGCAUUUUAAAUUACUGAACAGCUGAAGCCGACGAAACAGAACGGUUGAUUAACUGAUGGAGGUUGUAUGUACAGAAGGUUUGCACAUAAACCUCACCACUUAAGUGACUGGUCAGUCAGUGUCCUUGUUGGAUGUGUUCUCUGGUGCAAUGUAUUUGGAGUUUUUACUGUAUUUUUGUAAAUAUAGGAGUUUUUUUUCCCCCUCAAAUUAUAAUGUUCAGAUAGGAGAAGAUUGAUAUGAAUUUUAUUAGCAAAUGAAAUAUCUUAGCAUUCGUAACUUAGAUCAUAUCAAAAAUUGCCAUAUUGCAAUGCCUGCUGAAAAUUCCAACUUGAGAGUGAUUUGGAAAUCUUGUUAUCCACUGACUAUAGCAGAAGAUGAAGAAUCCCAAAUUAGUUCUCUCCUCGCCAUCCUUCCCUUACCGAAGCCAUUCCACCCCUCCAUCCCUUCCCCCAGCUCUCCACCCUUCAACCUCCCUCCAGGGCAGAGCAGAGGGAAUGCUAUAUCUGGUGAAUGGGGGCUUAAAAUCUUAGUCGGAGAAGAUUCAUCAAAUGGUAAAUUCACUGCCUCCUUACUAUUGGAGUUCUAUUGAAUUAACUUUACUCAUUCAGGGAUAGGCUAACCAAUCUGAUUCAAUCCGAAUACCAUGUGGCAUUUGGAGAGAAUAGGGAAUUUUAAAAUUAAAAAUUGUCUUCAAGCCAGGACAGCGUUAAAAGGAAUAUUCACGGGACUGCCCAUGUGUUACUGAUGUGGAUUAAUACUGAUGGAAACAGGUUAUCCUUCCUAUGUGGGGUUAGUAAUAGCCCAUGCAUUCUGCUAUGUUAACUUUUACCAAUCUACAUCUCUCAUGCCUAAGUGUUAAAAAUAUAAGCAUUGAUACUUCAUGUAUUAAUAAAGCAGCAGUUUGAUGAAAUGUUGCACCCAUCAACUAACAUUACCUGGAAGUUAGUUACAGGUAUGAAUUUACCUGAUACAAUCCACAGCCGUACUGACCACCAGAUAUCUUCUAUUUAUUGGCACAAUCCGAGUGUUUGAACUAUUGUUGCAAUGAUCUUCCUUUAUGUAAUUUUAGAAGUAAACUUUCCACCUUAAAUUAAACAAAGUUAUUGAAUGCCUGUUGAUUUUGAAUGGGUUUGAAUGUGGUUUUGCUUAGAUGCUGAAAAUCCGUCCAGAUGAAUGGAUUCUACAUGGACUUUUAAUCACUUGGGAAAUAUUUGUCAAGGCAACGCAUACUUAUAUUUUGGAUGUGAACACGCAGCUAUCUGCCUAGAUAACAGUCACGCAUUGUAAAGCUUUCAGGUAGAUCACAGUCAGUUACUAAUUCCUCCACCCUGGUUUAAUAAUUCCUCUGCUGCAGGGCACCUGGAGUUCAAAACAAAGCAAUAAGGAUUGUGGAGAUAUUUCUGUGUCUGACAUAGAAGGAGAAACAACCAAGUUAUUCUAUUGUUCAAUGAUAUGAUGCUCAAAUUAUGCCUUUGAUCUCUUCCCAUGGAAGAUGUGUAAGCAAAUAUAAUGUGUUAUUAUUUUUAAAGUUUGGCUUUUGUUCAGAUAAAAAAACUUUACAAAAAAAACUCUGCCUUUUUUUCUUAAAUCUUUAAAGUACAUGACCUCUUCGUGCUUUGAUCUAUUUUUCUACUUUAUUUAUGAAAAAUGCCAAUGUAAAUGCUAAGAUUUGGGACUAUUUACUGUACAGAACUGUCGAUUACAAACCAAAGAUUUCUUUGUGCUUUCUGUGUUGCUGUUGCUGUGUACAAGAGGGAUAUUUGCACUUGCAUUUUAACUGUUUCUUUGCUGCUUUAGGUUGUCUUUUAUUUAUUUUGCUUUCCGUUCUUAAUAAAUGUGGCAUUAUUCUG
Messenger RNA from Leucoraja erinaceus (little skate), 13688 nucleotides. It is a transcript of the gene epha8, whose product is annotated as eph receptor A8. The record is from RefSeq and is a predicted model, not a curated record. Bases 134 to 3088 code for a protein of 984 amino acids. NCBI's taxonomy places the organism in Eukaryota, Metazoa, Chordata, Chondrichthyes, Rajiformes, Rajidae. The transcript has 17 exons. Gene Ontology annotation, cellular component: plasma membrane; neuron projection. Gene Ontology annotation, molecular function: protein binding; transmembrane-ephrin receptor activity; ATP binding. Gene Ontology annotation, biological process: axon guidance; cell surface receptor protein tyrosine kinase signaling pathway; protein phosphorylation.